Messenger RNA from Spodoptera exigua (beet armyworm), 2627 nucleotides. The record is from the annotation of a GenBank genome assembly. Lineage: Eukaryota; Metazoa; Arthropoda; Insecta; Lepidoptera; Noctuidae.
CUCAAAUGCCGCUGAUGAAAUAUUUGACAAUUAUGACAUGUGUUUUUCUUGUUGCUUGUUGCGGUGGCAAUAACCUAAAAUCUUACUAGAUUUUAAUGGUUUUGAAAAAUAUAUCGUAUUAGAAGUAAUUCUCUAUCAGAAAUACACAUACCAGUGAAAAUUUGCAAUUACUUUAAAAAUGUCUGAUCAUAAAACUAUAGAAGAAAGGACGGUGCAGGCAGAAAGGGAAGCACAGGCAAUAGAAGAAGAAUUAGACAAGAUAUCUCGAGGAGAUCUCAGUUACAUCGGUGACCCUCGGCUGGAAAAGCUAUCCACUGAGAAUGAGAAACUUAAACACCGCUUAGUUAUUUUAGAAAAUGCGAUUAAAGCUGAAUGUUCUGGGUCUAAGUCAACAGCUGUUCAAAAGGAACCCAAAAAACGUCCUACCUUAAUCACUGACGUCAACUCCGUUGAAGGCAACAUAUGUUUAGUGGAUGAGCUGAAAAACAUCUUCGAAGUGGCCAUUACAUCUGCCUACCCUGACUUGGAGGAUCCCCCUGUUGUUAUUACUUUGUCUGGCAACAACCCUAAAUUCGGCGACUACCAGUGCAAUUCAGCUAUGGCAAUCUCACAACUGUUAAAAGCUAAGAAUGUUAAGACUAACCCCCGAGAAGUGGCCAAUAACAUCUUGAACAAGACCCCAACAUCACCUUUCAUUGAGCGGAUGGAAGUGGCUGGUGCUGGGUUCUUAAACAUCUACAUCAAUAAAAUGAUGGCUGAACACAUUUUGAACUGUAUACUAAGGUUUGGAGUAAAACCUCCUCCAGUGAAAAGGGAAAAGAUAAUUGUUGAUUUUUCAUCUCCUAACAUUGCUAAAGAGAUGCAUGUUGGACACUUGAGGUCUACUAUCAUUGGAGAAAGCAUUUGUCGUAUACUGGAGUUCUUGGGUCAUGAUGUCCUAAGAAUUAAUCACUUAGGAGACUGGGGAACACAGUUUGGAAUGUUGAUUGCUCAUCUGCAAGAUAAAUUCCCUAAUUAUAAGACUCAUUCACCACCAAUCUCAGAUCUGCAAGCUUUCUAUAAAGAAUCUAAGAAAAGGUUUGAUGAAGAUGAAGAAUUUAAGAAGCGAGCUUAUGCCUGUGUAGUGCAAUUGCAAUCACACCAAGCUGACUACAUCUCUGCAUGGAAACUGAUUUGUGAUGUGUCGCGACAAGAGUUUCAGAAAAUUUAUGACCGUCUGGACAUCAGUAUCAUUGAUCGAGGGGAAUCUUUCUACCAAGAAAGGAUGGAUGUUGUGGUAAAGCAGCUAAAAGAUGGUGGGUACUUAGAAGAAGAUGAAGGCAGGCUAAUUAUGUGGGGUAACCCUGAUAAACAUGAAGGUAUACCACUUACAGUUGUAAAGUCUGAUGGAGGCUUUACCUAUGAUACAUCUGAUAUGGCCACCAUAAAGCAGAGGGUAGAGGAAGAAAAAGGUGACAGGUUUAUUUAUGUUACUGAUGCUGGCCAGGCCACACAUUUUGUAAUCAUAGAGGCUUGUGCACGCAGGGCUGGUAUCUUGAAGAAUAACCAGAAGUUGGAACAUGUUGGUUUUGGUGUUGUCUUAGGAGAGGACAAGAAGAAAUUCAAAACAAGAUCUGGUGACACUAUAAAAUUAAUUGAAUUACUUGAUGAAGGUUUGAAGAGGUCUAUGGAUAAACUGGUUGAGAAGGGACGAGACAAAGUCUUGUCACCUGAAGAGCUGAAGCAGGCCCAAGAAGCAAUUGCUUAUGGAUGUAUUAAAUAUGCUGAUCUCUCACACAACAGGAUUAAUGAUUACAUAUUCUCCUUUGAUAAGAUGUUGGAUGACAAAGGCAACACUGCCGUCUAUCUCUUGUAUGCUUUGACUAGAAUCCGGUCAAUAGCAAGGACUGCACAGAUCUCGCAGGAGCAGCUGAUGGCUGAGGUUGAAAAGUCUGGCUUUAAGUUUGGCCAUGAAGCUGAAUGGAAACUAGGAAAAGUAUUACUAAGGUUCCCAGAAAUCAUAUUGAAAGUAGCCAGUGAUCUGUACCUGCACAGCUUGUGUGAAUAUUUGUAUGAAAUAUCAUCUGCAUUCACUGAGUUUUACGACAAGUGUUAUUGUGUUGAGAAGGAUAAGGAAGGUAAGAUUGUCAAGAUUAUUUAUGAAAGGCUGAUGUUAUGUGAAAUCACUGCCAGGGUCAUGGAGAAAUGCUUAGACAUCUUAGGAAUCAAAACAGUAUCCAAAAUGUAAAACUACUCUAAGUAGGUACUCACUAGUUUUAGGCAUAUCACAAUUUUAAUUUAUACCACUAACAAUUUAUAAGCAAUGCCUAAAGGUUUGUAUUAAUAAAUAAUAAGAGUAAAUUGUUUGUAAAAUUUUAUUUAUUGAGUUCCCAAAAACCUCUACAAAACUAUACCAGGGUCCGAUAUCAAAGGUAACUUCAUGUUCAUAACACUAUCUGUUAGAAAAAUUAUAUAGAAUAGUCACUGGUUUUAUUUGUAAAGCAGGAAACAUAUUGGACAGAAUUCAUAAUUAUUUAGAUGUAUUUAACAUUAUGCAUCUAAAAUUGAGUUAAAUGUUUGAUAGGAUAUCAAUAAAAAUGUCUAUACUUGAGUACAUAACCUCUAUGCAUCUUAAUACAUAGACUUCG